AAUCAGCUUUUCCAGUUUGAAUAACAUGGUAGAAGUAGGUGAACUUCUCUGUGUUUCAGAACCUUUUGUGCAUGUUUUAGCAAACAAGGAACAUGAAUUUCGUUGUGAAAGUUGCUUGGAAAGAGCAGAGACCUUGAAAAGAUGCAGUGCCUGUAGCACAUUGAAAUACUGUAGCAUUAAAUGUCAGAGGUCUGACUGGAAUGUCCACAAAAAGGAGUGUCGGUGUCUAAAGAGACUACAGUCAAAGAUCCCCACAGACAGUAUACGACUGUUACUGAGGCUGGUCAUCAGAUUCUCUGACUGGUGUCUUUCACAAGAGGCUAAAGGUCCUCUCACAUUGAAUAGGUCAUUCAACGACCUUAUGUCACAUGAAAAGGAAAUCAAGAGGGAUGGUAAACGGUGUGAGCAGCUCUCCCAACAUUUGUUUACAUUACAGAAAGUCACAGCUGGGAUUCUGGACCUCCCCUCCUCUCAAGAUCUCAUGCAUAUCUUUGGAAAGAUGACCACCAAUAGUUUUACUAUUUCUGUUUAUAUGCAGCCCAUUGUUACUGAUUUCUAUUUUUAACCCUCUCUGCUGGAUCACAGAUGUAAGCCCAAUGCAGUCACUACAUUCCAGGGGAAAUGUCUACACCUGAGGGCUGUAGAACCUAUACCUAAUCCUUCACCCUCCAAUGUAUUCAUCAGUUAUAUUGAUCAACUUGACACCACAACUGAGAGAAAGAAGAAUUUAAGGGAGCAGUACUAUUUUGACUGUGUUUGUUCCUGGUGUCAAGAUCUAGAGAUGGAGAAAGCAAAGCAGGCAAUAAAAUGUCCCAAGAAAGACUGCAAUGAAGGUUUUGUCACAGUUCUGGAUGAUGACAUCACGAUCACUUCCUGUUCUGCCUGUGGUCAGUCCAUCAGUGAUGAAGAAUUCAUUCGGAAGGCCUCGGGUCUGGAGGAAGAUUGCCAGAGAUGUCUGGAGGAGGCUAAAGCAUCCAAACAGUCAAAAGAUCCAGAGAGAGUUUUAAAUAUUUGUGAGAAGUGUAUGAACUGUUAUGCUGACCUGUUUCACCCACUGAAUCUAAAUCUGGUAAAGAUUCUGGACUUAGCUUUUGAUGCUUCCUUAGAUUUACAGCAGUGGGAGAAAGCUGUGAAUUUUGGGAGUAAGACACUACCAGCAUACAGGAAGUACUACCCUCCCUACAGUCCUAAUGUCGGUAUUCAGCUGCUGAAGCUGGGCAAGAUUCAACUUUAUUUACAAAACCUCAAGGAAGCUCUCAUCUACCUGCAACAGGCUGAUGACAUUUUAUUUGUCACACAUGGACGAAAUCACACUCUCUAUAAACAACUCAUAGAACUGCUGGAUCAGGCACAGGAAGAAAUGAGAACGAGGCUGGAAAAUGGAAGCUAGAUCAGACUCUGUGAUUGGUCACUAUAAAUAAU
This is a messenger RNA of Saccostrea cuccullata (small rock oyster), 1422 nucleotides long. RefSeq names its product histone-lysine N-methyltransferase SMYD3-like. Gene Ontology annotation, cellular component: nucleus. The record is from RefSeq and is a predicted model, not a curated record. Gene Ontology annotation, molecular function: protein binding. NCBI's taxonomy places the organism in Eukaryota, Metazoa, Mollusca, Bivalvia, Ostreida, Ostreidae.